This is a messenger RNA of Closterium sp. NIES-67, 3149 nucleotides long. Lineage: Eukaryota; Viridiplantae; Streptophyta; Zygnematophyceae; Desmidiales; Closteriaceae. The record is from the annotation of a GenBank genome assembly.
GGCACAUAUGGUUUUUUCUGAGGAAGCCGCUUGUAGCACUCGCUGGAGGCAGGUGGAAACGGUGUCACCUGAGUUGCUACACCUUCGCAUGGGGCACGCGGGGAAGCAGCAACUACUGGAGUGUGUGAAGAAGGGGGAGCUGAAGGGGGUGGAGGUCAAGGAAGGAGCUGGGCAGCAGAGAAAAUGUCCUGACUGCACAUCUGGAAAGCUGCCUAGAACCUCAUUCCCUAUCUCCUCUGAUCAUGCCUCGACUCCCCUUGAGCUUGUGCACACGGAUGUGUGUGGACCGAUGCAAACUCCUGACCGGGAAAGGGGCAGCAGGUACUUUGUCACCUUUCUUGAUGAUUUCAGUCGACUUAGCUGGGUCAUCUUGGUGAAGACCAAGGAUGAGGUGGCAAAGGUGUUUAAGCGGUGGAUACGCUAUGUGGAGAGGGAGUCAGGGGCCAAGGUAAAGGUGUUAAGGUCAGAUCGGGGUGGAGAGUACCUUGGAAAAGAACUUCAAAUCUUCGUGGAAGAAAAGGGUAUUUCCCACCAGCUCUCUGUACCUUACACGCCGCAGCAAAAUGGGGCAGCGGAGCGGCUUAACAGGACCUUGACCGAUUUGGCUUGGGCCAUCCUUGCCCAUGCCAAGCUUGAUAACACUUGGUGGGGGGCAGCAGUGCAGUAUGCCAACUGGGUGAAGAACAGGAUGGGCAGCAAGGGGCUUGGAGGCAAGAGCCCAUACUCCUUAUGGACAGGGAAGGUGCCAAAUGUUUCCAUGGCACGAGUGUGGGGGUGCAUGGCACAGUAUAAGGUUCCUGACCUGCAAAGGAGGAAGCUAGAUCCUAAGGCACAGUGGGGGAUUUUCCUUGGGGUUUCUGAGAGGAGCAAGGCUUGGGUGCUAUGGAGUGUAGCUGACCAGCGUGUGAUGGAGAGCCGUGAUGUGAUUUUCCAUGAGGGGCUGAAUUAUAAGGGGUGGAAGGAGCGUGGUGCAAGCCAUAGUGGGACUUCCAUUCAAGACCCUCAUACGGCCUCUAUCUUUGAGGGGGCAUGGGAGGACCCUGGAGAUGAAGGGGAGGAGCAGCAGGAGGAGCCAGAACCAGCUGAUUCUAACCAUGAGGAGUCCCGAGAGACAGAUUCUACCCCUCAGCCAGCCACGCAGGCCGAUGCGCAUGAUGUUCAGCCGGAGCAGCAUGUGCCUUCAACUCCAUCGAGAAGCAGUUGGCAGGAGUUGUUGGACCAGCAGCUGUCCAAGACUCCGAGGACUCCAAUGAAGAGGGUGACUUGGGAGGAGAAGCUGCGGAGGCUGGAAGAAGGAGAGGCAACAACUCUGCGACGCAGUGCUCGAAUUUCCCAGCCACCUGAAAGGUUUUCACCGGGGCACAUUGCACGCAUGCAUGAUCAUCUUGUGUCUGAUUUGGAUGAUUGCGUGCUUGUGGACAUGCAUGGGCAUGAGUAUGCUCUUGAUGUGUGUCUAAUGGGUCAGGUGCAUGAGCCUAGGUCAGUCCACGAGGCGCUGAACCGUCCAGAAUGGGUUGAGUCCAUGCAUGAGGAGCUUGAGUCUCACAAGGUAAAUGGAUCAUUUGAGCUGGUUGAUCCAGCAGUGGUACCACCUGGUUUCGAGGUCCUCAGGUGUCAAUGGGUUUGGAAAUACAAGCAUAACCCUGAUGGUACCGUUGAGAGGCCUAAGUCCAGAUUGGUAGUGAUGGGAAACAUGCAGAAAUUGGGAGUACACUAUGAAGAAGUGUACUCUCCAGUUGGGAAGCAUGCGACCUUGAGAGGUAUGCUUGGAAUUUCGGCUGCUUUGAAGCUUGAUAUCCAUCAUAUGGACGUCAAGACAGCCUUCCUCCAUGGGGAUUUGGAAGAAGAGCUUUACAUGCGGCAGCCUGCUGGUUUUGAUGAUGGGUCUAACCGAGUGUGUCGCCUCAAAAGGUCCAUUUAUGGGCUGAAGCAAGCCCCACGACAGUGGUACCUGAAAUUUGAUGAGGCUCUCAUGGAUUUUGGGUUUGAGAGAUCUGAGUGUGACCCUGCCUUGUACCACUUUGUGCGAGAUGAGGAGAGGAUCUCCUUAUUCCUCUAUGUGGAUGACCUUUUGCUCCUAUGCUCUAGUAAGGUUUUGUUAGAUCGAGUGAAAGACUUCUUAUCCUCGCGUUUUCGCAUGAAGGACUUGGGGGAGGUGAAGUACUACUUGGGAAUGCAAAUUGAGCGUGAUGAGAGUGGUAUCUUGAUUCAUCAAGAGAGGUACAUUCUUAACAUGCUUCAGUCCUUUGGUCUUUCAGAGGCCAACCCCGUGCGUACUCCUCUCCCGACAGGCUUUGAUAUGCAUGCCUAUGAGGAUGAACCUUUGCUGCGAGAUGAGCUGGUCAAGCUCUACCAAAGCAUUGUGGGAUCCCUCAUGUAUGCUUGUACUACCACACAGCCACAGAUUGCAUUCGCAGUCUCACAGCUAUCUAAGGUCGCCUCUUGUCCUAAAAUGUUCCACUUGCAGGUCGCUAAGAGAGUGCUGAGGUACCUGAAAGGUGGUGUCAAGUCAGGUAUCUUCUUCCAAACACAGCCCCAAUAUCAGGUCCAGCUGGUUGGCUUCAGUGAUGCCGACUAUGCUGGAGAUUCCGCAAGUCCCAAGAGCCACAGUGGGUAUGUGUUCUGCCUGAAUGGGGCAGCUAUCUCUUGGCAGAGCAAGAGGCAGCCCGUGGUGGCACUCUCUACCACUGAGAGUGAGUACAUAAGUCUGUGUCAGUGCAUUCAGGAGGGUGUGUGGCUGAGGCGUUUGUUUGGGGAGUUUGGCCAUGCUCAUGCUGGUGGUGUGCCUGUGUUUGUGGACAAUCAGUCUGCCAUUGCCCUUGCACAGAAUGCAUGCUUGCAUGGCCGCACCAAACACAUGCAGGUCCGGUGGCAUUUCAUUCGGGAGAUGGUGGCUGCGGGAGAGGUGAUUUUGCAGUGGUGCCCCACCAACCGUCAGGCUGCUGAUAUCCUUACCAAGUCUCUUCCAUUUGAGCGCCAUGGUGUGUGCAUGACCUUGCUCGGGAUGCAGCCCCAUGAUGACAGGGUUCCCGCAGCAGAUGCCGGCGUCUUGGUGCUCCUCUCCUUGGCGGACUCCAUGCUCUGGGUGGCCCCAACCCAUGAGCAAGGGGGAGUGGUGUGAAGUCUUUUGCCCUAUGGUGUUGAGCCAC